AUGCUAAGGAUGCUUAAGAACCCACAUCUCCACCCGGGAAUGCUUUUAUUACUGAUGUGGUUUUGUCACCUUCUUGGAGAUCACAAAGCACAAGCUGGAAACUGCUGGCUUCAGCAGGGGAAAAAUGGAAGAUGCCAGGUCCUUUACAUGCCCGGGAUGAGCCGUGAGGAAUGUUGUCGAAGUGGGAGAUUGGGGACAUCCUGGACGGAGGAAGACGUGCCUAACAGCACCCUUUUCAGGUGGAUGAUCUUCAACGGUGGAGCCCCAAACUGCAUACCAUGUAAAGAAACAUGUGAUAACGUGGACUGUGGUCCUGGAAAAAGAUGUAAAAUGAACAGGAGGAGUAAACCGAGGUGCGUCUGCGCUCCAGACUGCUCCAACAUCACCUGGAGAGGACCCGUCUGCGGCUCAGACGGAAAAACCUACCGAGACGAAUGCGCCCUUCUCAAGUCAAAGUGCAAAGGUCAUCCGGACCUGGAGGUGCAGUACCAGGGCAAAUGCAAGAAGACGUGUCAUGACGUCUUGUGCCCAGGCAGUUCUACCUGCGUGGUGGACCAGACCAACAACGCCUACUGCGUGUCCUGUAACCGGGUGUGCCCUGAGGUCACCUCGUCGGAUCAGUACCUGUGCGGGAACGACGGCAUUGUCUACGCCAGCGCCUGUCACCUGAGGAGAGCCACGUGUUUGCUCGGCAGGUCCAUCGGCGUGGCGUACGAGGGAAAGUGCAUCAAGGCCAAAUCGUGUGAGGAUAUCCAGUGCAGCGGAGGGAAGAAGUGUUUGUGGGACUCUCGUUUGGGGAGGGGGCGCUGCGCUCUGUGCGAGGAGAGCUGCCCGGAGGGGCGGUCGGAGGAGGCAGUGUGCGCCAGUGACAACACCACGUACCCCAGCGAAUGUGCCAUGAAACAGGCCGCAUGCUCGCUGGGCAUACUGCUGGAAGUUAAACAUACGGGAUCUUGUAAUUCCAUUACCGAAGACCUGGAGGCUGAGGAUGAGGAGGAUGAGGGUGAGGAUGAAGAAGACCAGGACUACAUGGCUUAUAUCCAUCUCUCACCUUUACUGGACGGAUAA
Messenger RNA from Chanos chanos (milkfish), 1068 nucleotides. RefSeq names its product follistatin a (gene fsta). Gene Ontology annotation, biological process: anatomical structure development. The record is from RefSeq and is a predicted model, not a curated record. The transcript is spliced from 6 exons. Bases 1 to 1068 code for a protein of 355 amino acids. Lineage: Eukaryota; Metazoa; Chordata; Actinopteri; Gonorynchiformes; Chanidae. Gene Ontology annotation, molecular function: calcium ion binding; protein binding; collagen binding.